Molecule: messenger RNA, 1410 nt
Organism: Sporisorium graminicola
Lineage: Eukaryota; Fungi; Basidiomycota; Ustilaginomycetes; Ustilaginales; Ustilaginaceae
Exons: 1
Coding region: 1-1410 (469 amino acids)
Biological process (GO): positive regulation of translational fidelity; formation of translation preinitiation complex
Cellular component (GO): eukaryotic translation initiation factor 2 complex; cytosol
Molecular function (GO): GTPase activity; GTP binding; translation initiation factor activity
Source: RefSeq, a predicted model, not a curated record
AUGGCAGCAGCAGUUGCCUCGAACGGCGACGUUCAGCAGAUCACAAAAGACCUGCAGGCGGUCAGCAUCGACUACAGCAGCCUCAACCCGCUCAGCCCCGAAGUCAUCGCCAAACAGGCCACCAUCAACAUCGGAACCAUCGGCCAUGUAGCGCACGGUAAAUCGACAGUGGUCAAGGCCAUCUCGGGUGUGCAGACGGUUCGAUUCAAGAACGAGCUGGUGCGAAACAUUACCAUCAAGCUCGGAUACGCCAACGCCAAGAUCUACAAGUGUGAGAGCGAAGAGUGCCCGCGUCCACAGUGCUACAGGUCAUAUCCCUCGGACAAGGAGGAUCACCCGGACUGCGAGGUUCCUGGUUGCAGCGGCAAGAUGAACCUGCUUCGUCACGUUUCCUUUGUCGACUGUCCCGGUCACGACAUUCUCAUGGCCACCAUGUUGAACGGUGCUGCUGUCAUGGACGCUGCAUUGCUCUUGAUUGCCGGUAACGAGUCGUGUCCCCAACCCCAGACCUCGGAGCACUUGGCCGCUGUCGAAAUCAUGAAGCUCCAGCACAUCAUCAUCCUGCAGAACAAGGUCGACCUGAUCCGCGAACAGGCCGCAGAGGAGCACUGGAAGUCGAUCAUCAACUUUGUCAAGGGAACCGUGGCGGAUGGCGCACCGAUCGUGCCCAUCUCGGCGCAGCUCAAGUACAACAUCGACGCGGUCAACGAGUACAUUGUCAAGCGCGUGCCCGUGCCCGUUCGCGAUUUCACAUCGCCACCACGCCUGAUUGUGAUCCGAUCGUUCGACGUCAACAAGCCCGGUGCCGAGGUGGAGGAGCUGCGCGGCGGUGUUGCUGGUGGCUCGAUCUUGUCCGGAGUGCUCAAGAUGGGACAGGAGAUUGAGGUGCGCCCGGGUAUCGUGACCAAGGACAACGAGGGCAAGAUCCACUGCAAGCCCAUCUUCUCGCGUGUCGAGUCGUUGCUUGCCGAACACAACGACUUGCAAUUCGCUGUUCCCGGUGGUUUGAUCGGCGUGGGAACCAAGAUCGACCCCACGCUGUGCCGUGCCGAUCGUCUGGUGGGUCAGGUGCUCGGUGCAGUGGGCCAGCUGCCCGCGAUCUACACCGAGCUCGAGAUCAACUACUUCUUACUCCGCCGCCUGCUCGGCGUCAAGUCGGACGACAAGAAGCAGACCAAGGUGCAGAAGCUCGCCAAGAACGAGGUGCUCAUGGUCAACAUUGGCUCCACCAGCACGGGCGGCAGGGUGAUGAGCGUUAAGGCUGACUUGGCCAAGAUCUUCCUCACCAGCCCGGCGUGUACCGAGGUCGGCGAGAAAAUCGCCCUCUCGAGGCGAAUCGACAAGCACUGGAGGUUGGUCGGUUGGGGCACCGUCCGUCGCGGUACCACUUUGGAGCCCGAGAGCAACUGA